AUGGAUCCAUUUUGGAAGACAAGAUCUCAGUGCAGUGAAGAGAAGGGAGAUAAGCCAGCAAGCAGAGUGCUGGUGGCAUCCCGUAAUUUUGCAAACGAUGCUACAUUUGAAAUUAAGAAGUGUGACCUUCACCGGCUGGAAGAGGGCCCUCCUGUCACAACGGUGCUCACCAGGGAGGAUGGGCUCAGAUACUACAGGAUGAUGCAAACUGUUCGCCGAAUGGAGUUAAAGGCAGAUCAGCUGUAUAAACAAAAAAUUAUUCGCGGUUUCUGCCACUUGUGUGAUGGUCAGGAAGCUUGUUGUGUGGGCAUGGAAGCUGGCAUAAAUCCCACAGACCAUCUGAUCACAGCCUAUCGGGCUCAUGGCUUUACCUUUACUCGUGGGCUUUCUGUACGAGAAAUUCUCGCAGAGCUUACAGGGCGAAGAGGAGGUUGUGCUAAAGGAAAAGGAGGAUCAAUGCAUAUGUAUGCCAAGAAUUUCUACGGGGGCAAUGGCAUCGUUGGAGCUCAGGUGCCCCUGGGAGCUGGGAUUGCUCUGGCCUGUAAGUAUAAUGGAAAAGAUGAGGUCUGUUUGACUUUAUAUGGCGAUGGCGCUGCUAAUCAGGGUCAGAUAUUUGAAGCUUACAAUAUGGCAGCUUUGUGGAAAUUACCCUGUAUCUUCAUCUGUGAAAAUAACCGCUAUGGAAUGGGAACAUCUGUUGAGAGAGCAGCAGCCAGCACUGAUUACUACAAGAGAGGCGACUUCAUUCCUGGGCUGAGGGUAGAUGGAAUGGAUGUCCUGUGUGUCCGGGAGGCAACAAAGUUUGCAGCUGCCCAUUGUAGGUCUGGAAAGGGGCCCAUACUGAUGGAGCUGCAGACUUACCGUUACCAUGGACACAGCAUGAGUGAUCCUGGAGUCAGUUACCGUACACGAGAAGAAAUUCAGGAAGUAAGAAGUAAGAGUGACCCUAUCAUGCUUCUCAAGGAUAGAAUGGUGAACAGCAAUCUUGCCAGCGUUGAAGAGUUAAAGGAAAUUGAUGUUGAAGUGAGGAAAGAAAUUGAGGAUGCCGCCCAAUUUGCUACAGCUGAUCCUGAACCACCUUUGGAAGAACUAGGCUAUCACAUCUACUCCAACGAGCCACCUUUUGAAGUUCGGGGUGCAAAUCAGUGGAUCAAAUUUAAGUCCAUCAGUUAA
Messenger RNA from Miniopterus natalensis, 1173 nucleotides. Lineage: Eukaryota; Metazoa; Chordata; Mammalia; Chiroptera; Miniopteridae. The record is from RefSeq and is a predicted model, not a curated record.